AUGACACAGCCAGCGAGUGUCGUCCUCGACGGAGAGGAUCCUCGGCUGCAUGAGAAAGAGCGUGAGGCAUUUGAUGCCCUUGACUACGGCACUGGCACUGCUACUAUCCGUCCGCAGCAUCGCAAGUUGCAUGAUUCUAGUGUCACCUUCGAGGAGUACUACUACUACGCCCAAUUGACUCGUGCCGAAGAAGAGUCCGGGCCCAAUGGCGAUCAGGAACGGGGAUGGCUGUCCAUCAUCUUCCCUUCCAAGUCGGGCGGCGGCGUCCAGCCGGUGCCCGAAAACACGCCUGAAGAUGCCAAAACGCUCAGCGCCGGCGAUGCAGCUGGCCAAAUGACCAUCACUGACGAGGAAUGGACCAAUGCGUCUCGGGCGCUGCGGACGGCCACCCGAGGAGCCAUUUUCUAUCUGAUUACCACCGACAUUCUGGGUCCAUUCGGUCUGGGGUAUGCCUUUGCGACCAUGGGUUGGGGUCCCGGAGUUGCAUUGUACACCGUCUUUGGUGGCCUGGCUGCCUAUUCUGGCUAUCUCCUCUGGUCAGCGUUCCUGGGCCUCGAUUCGUAUCAAUUCCCCCUUCGCAGCUUCGGAGACCUGGGUUUCCGUCUGUAUGGCCGGUGGAUGCGGUAUCUAUUCAACGUCCUGCAGAGCAUCCAGCUGCUGCUGAACGUUGGUCUGAUCGUCAUCUCCAACGGUGAGGCGCUCUACCAGGUGUCCAAGAGCAAGCUGUGCUUCAUCAUCUGCUGCCUGGUGUGGGCGCUGUUCGGCUUCUUCAUCGGCCAGAUCCGUACUCUCCAAAAGUAUGGCUGGCUCGCCAAUUCCGCCGUCUGGAUCAACCUCAUCGUCAUGUUCAUCACCAUGGGCGGAGCGGCCAACGCGCCCCCCAACUACGCGGCCGCCUCGGCGUCGGCGGGUGCGGUCGUCAACAAGGCCCUCAUCACGCCGGUGAACGGUGUCUAUCCUCCUGUCCAGACAUCCGGCGGCCUGCCCGAGGCGGGUAACUUCGUCGGCUCGCUCAAUGGCGCUAUGCAAGCCGUGUUCGCAUACGGUGGUGCCAUGGUGUUCCCGGAAUUCAUGUCGGAGAUGAAGCGGCCCAAGGACUUUUUGACCGCCAUGUGGGCGGCCCAGGCGUUCAUCUACUUCUGGUACAUGUUCUACGGCCUGUUCAUGUACGGCUACCAGGGCCAGUACAACGUCAAUCCCAGCUACCUGGGAAUCGGCUCGUACGACAUCUCGACGGCCGGCAACGUCUUUGCCAUGCUCAGUGCGGCCAUUGCGGCGGGUCUGUAUGGAAACAUCGGCCUGAAGGUCUUGUACAACCAAGUCUUGGUCGAGCUCUUCCGGUGCCCUCCGUUGACCACUCGGGGCGGCAAGCUGUUCUGGGUCAUCCUGGUUCCCAUCUACUGGGGUAUCGCAUUUGCUCUCGCCGCCGGUAUCCCCAACUUCUCCGGUCUGGCCUCCGUAGUCGCUGCCGUGUGUAUUCUGCAAUUCACUUACAGCUUCCCCCCUCUUCUGGCCCUGGCGUACUGGGUAAAGCGCGCCGCCCUGCGAGACGGGGAAGGCUUCGAUCCCGCAACGGGCCAGACCGUUCGCCACGAUCAGGGCAUGCGGCGUGUUGUCCGGGGUUUCCUCGCGCAGAGACCCAAGGAACUGGCUAUGAGUGUGUUCAACAUUUUCUACGUCUUGGGUGCAUUGGCGUUGGCGGGGAUGGGUGCAUAUGCUGCCAUUGAGAGUCUGAUCAAUGCUUUUGCGCAGAGCCGUACUACUUCGUAUACCUGCAAGAUCGGUAUAUGA
Molecule: messenger RNA, 1791 nt
Organism: Aspergillus fischeri NRRL 181
Lineage: Eukaryota; Fungi; Ascomycota; Eurotiomycetes; Eurotiales; Aspergillaceae
Product: putative amino acid transporter
Exons: 3
Coding region: 1-1791 (596 amino acids)
Biological process (GO): amino acid transmembrane transport
Cellular component (GO): vacuolar membrane
Molecular function (GO): amino acid transmembrane transporter activity
Source: RefSeq, a predicted model, not a curated record